Impatiens glandulifera is the source of this 1520-nucleotide messenger RNA. RefSeq names its product glycosyltransferase BC10-like. The record is from RefSeq and is a predicted model, not a curated record. NCBI's taxonomy places the organism in Eukaryota, Viridiplantae, Streptophyta, Magnoliopsida, Ericales, Balsaminaceae. Bases 191 to 1363 code for a protein of 390 amino acids. The transcript is spliced from 10 exons. Gene Ontology annotation, molecular function: glycosyltransferase activity. Gene Ontology annotation, cellular component: membrane.
UGAUUACCCCAAAAAGGCAAAGAGCGAAGAAGAUUGUGUUUCGAUCCAAAUCUCUGCUUUCAGGUAACAAGAAAGUUUCAAAUUCCACGCAGUUGUGUUUGAGCUGCUGGCUGAUUCACAUUCAUUUCAAAAGGCGCCAUUCUUUCUCUUAAAUUCCAGUUGCAGCAGCUGAUUGGAUCCUGGAAGUCUGAUGAUGGUGAUGAAGAAGUCAUCGUCAUCCUUCUUCUCUUCUCGCCGCGUCCUCUGGUUUGGAUGGAAGCUCGUGAUCGCUCUAUCUGUUAGCCUCUGUCUUAUGGCUCUAAUCAGGCUUCGACAAUACUCUCAACCGGAAACAUCUUCUUCUUCUUCUUAUAGACUAUCUCGCAGCAGAUCCCGAAUUCAUAGUCCACACUUGGAAGACAGCGCAAAGAUUGCAUUUUUGUUUCUUGCUCGACGUGACCUUCCCCUCGAUUUUCUAUGGGGAGACUUCUUCGAGAAUGCUGAUGCGGCUCAUUUCUCCAUAUACAUUCAUUCGGAGCCCGGAUUUGUAUUCGACGAUUCCACCACAAGGUCCAGCUUCUUCUAUAAUCGACAGUUGACUAAUACUAUUAAGGUGUCAUGGGGUGAAGCUAGCAUGAUUCAAGCGGAGAGGUUAUUGUUAGAUGCAGCUCUUGAAGAUCCUGCUAAUCAAAGAUUUGUUCUCUUAUCUGAUAGCUGUGUUCCUUUGUACAACUUCACCUAUGUUUACAGUUACCUAAUGUCUUCUUCCUCCAAGAGUUUUGUUGACAGUUUUCAUGAUAAGAAGGAAGGCCGCUACAACCCAAAAAUGUCGAAUGUCAUACCGAGGAACAAAUGGAGAAAAGGAUCACAGUGGUUUACAUUAACAAAGAGACACGCAGAAGUUGUUGUGGAUGAUGAUGUUGUUUUCCCUGCCUUCAAGAAGUUCUGCAGGAGACGACCAGCUGUAGACCCAAGCAAGGGAAAAGAGAAUAUUAAACUUCAGAAGCAGCAUAACUGCAUCCCGGAUGAGCAUUAUCUUCCUACUUUGUUUGCGAUGAGUGAGCUUGAACUUGAGCUUGAACGGAGAACAGUGACUUACACUCAGUGGAACGAGUCCGCGUCUGGCAUGGAAACUAAAUCCUGGCAUCCUGUUACUUUUGGAUACACGAAUGUCGGCCCUGAACAAAUUAAAAGAAUACAGGACAUCAAACAGAUAUACUACGAGACUGAAUUGAGAACUGAGCUGUGUAUUAUUAAUUCAACAUCUGUUCCAUGCUUUCUGUUUGCAAGAAAGUUCUCUAGAGCGGCUGCCAUGCGUCUCCUGAGCGAAGGAGUGACCGGACCGUUUGAUCCGACAAGAUUACUGAGUUCUUCUUUACACUGACCGAUCAGGUUUGAAAAUGACGAAAAAGAAAAGUUAUAGAACAAAAUGAGAAUUGCAUUUACAUCAUUAUACAGCUUACUUUACUACAAAGAAUGUACAAUUCUAACAAAGUAAUCAGCUUUUUAUAUAUAUAGAUGCGUUUAUUUAUUUGGUUUGA